Messenger RNA from Coregonus sp. 'balchen', 504 nucleotides. Lineage: Eukaryota; Metazoa; Chordata; Actinopteri; Salmoniformes; Salmonidae. The record is from the annotation of a GenBank genome assembly.
GCAGAAGGAACAGAUGAUGAAGAAGAAUGGAGGGAAACCGGUUUACGAGAGAAACUUGUUUCACGGCACAGAUGAGUCUAUCAUAGAUGCCAUCUGUGAACAGAACUUUGACUGGAGGACCUGCGGUGUCAAUGGAACACCUUAUGGUCAAGGUAAAUCUCUCUAUUGCUAUAUCAAUAGUCACACAAAAGCAAAUGUUUCUGCUAGACCUUUGAAAUGUCUCUAACGCGCUGUCAUUGUUAUUUUCCAGGGAGCUACUUUGCUAGAGAUGCCUCAUUCUCCAACAACUACAUCAAGUCUCAGAGCAGGAGCCAGAAGAUCAUGUUUGUGGCUCUGGUCUUGGUUGGAGAGUUCACCAAGGGACAUGACAAUUACCGUCGUCCCCCUCAGAAAGGCACCAGCAUGGUCCUCUACGACAGCUGUGUCGACUCACAACACAACCCAUCCAUUUUUGUUGUGUUUGAGAAACAUCAGAUUUAUCCUGAAUUCCUAAUUGAGUACUCC